AUGGUAUUAGCUGAUUUGGGAAGGAAAAUUCGUCAUGCAAUCAGUAAACUUGGACAAGCUACUGUUAUCAAUGAAGAUGAACUCAAUGCUAUGCUUAAAGAAGUUUGUGCAGCAUUGCUGGAAGCUGAUGUCAAUAUACGGCUUGUCAAGCAGUUGAAGGACAAUGUAAAAAAAACCCUGGAUUUUGAUGAAAUGGCAGGUGGUAUCAAUAAAAGACGAUUAAUCCAGCGUUGUGUAUUUACGGAACUUAUGAAAUUAGUAGAUCCAGGAAUAAAACCAUUCCAGCCUACCAAGGGAAAGCCAAAUAUUUAUAUGUUUGUUGGCUUACAGGGUUCUGGUAAAACAACAACAUGUACUAAGUUGGCUUAUUAUUAUCAAAGAAAAGGUUGGAAAACAUGCUUAAUUUGUGCUGAUACAUUCCGUGCUGGUGCAUUUGAUCAGUUGAAGCAGAAUGCUACUAAAGCAAGAAUACCGUUUUAUGGAAGUUAUACAGAAAUGGAUCCGGUCACUAUAGCUGCCAAUGGUGUAGAUAAGUUUAAAGAAGAUGGUUUUGAAAUUAUAAUUGUUGAUACUUCUGGCAGGCAUAAACAAGAAGCGUCUCUUUUUGAAGAAAUGUUGCAAGUAUCAAAUGCAGUGAAUCCCAGCAAUAUAGUUUUCGUUAUGGAUGCUUCAAUUGGACAGGCUUGUGAAGCUCAAGCUCGUGCUUUCAGUGAAACUGUUGAUGUUGGCUCAGUAAUCAUCACAAAAUUGGACAGUCAUGCUAAAGGAGGUGGAGCUUUAUCAGCCGUAGCUGCGACACAUUCUCCUGUGAUAUUCAUUGGUACUGGUGAGCAUAUUGAUGACUUUGAAUCAUUUGAAGUAAAACCGUUUGUGCAGAAACUACUUGGCAUGGGAGAUAUUGAAGGUUUAGUGAAGAAAGUCAAUGAAAUUGGUAUCGAAGAUAACGAAGAACUAAUCAAGAGACUAAAGCAUGGUAUGUUCACACUUCGGGAUAUGUACGAGCAAUUUCAAAAUAUCAUGAAAAUGGGCCCGUUCAAUCAGAUAAUGAGCAUGAUUCCUGGAUUUGGACCAGAUUUUAUGUCAAAGGGUAACGAACAGGAGUCGCAGUCGAGGCUGAAAAGACUGAUGACCAUAAUGGACAGCAUGUCUGAUGCAGAACUGGAUCAUCCGAAAGCGAACGAUCUGUUUUCGAAAGAACCUGGUCGGAUUCAGCGUGUUGCUCGAGGGAGUGGAACAGCAGCAAGCGAAGUGAAGGAAUUGCUUACGCAGUAUAAAAAGUUUGCUGAUAUGGUUAAAAAAAUGGGUAGUAUGAAAGGCCUUUUCAAGAACGGUGACAUGAACACUAAGAAUAUUAAUCCAUCUCAACUUCAAAAGCUUAAUCAGCAAAUGGCGAAAAUGAUGGAUCCACGAGUGCUGCAGCAAAUGGGGGGUAUGGGUGGUUUACAAAACAUGAUGAAACAGUUACAAGGUGCUUCAUCAGCCUUAAGCGGUCGUCGAAAUAAUUAG
Thelazia callipaeda (thelaziosis nematode) is the source of this 1506-nucleotide messenger RNA. The record is from the annotation of a GenBank genome assembly. NCBI's taxonomy places the organism in Eukaryota, Metazoa, Nematoda, Chromadorea, Rhabditida, Thelaziidae.